Molecule: messenger RNA, 1503 nt
Organism: Sphaeroforma arctica JP610
Lineage: Eukaryota; Ichthyosporea; Ichthyophonida
Exons: 1
Coding region: 216-1184 (322 amino acids)
Molecular function (GO): zinc ion binding; carbonate dehydratase activity
Source: RefSeq, a predicted model, not a curated record
GCACCAUAAUAACUCCACGACUCCACGAGGCCAUAACCUCGAAACUAAAUUCAACAUAAGUAGGAGGGAAAAAAAAAUCGACGACGCCGCGGCCGGCCUUGUCGGGUUCAAUGUAAUAAAUAUCAACAAUGCUAUAAAUUUCGAUUUCAAAUGUUACUCUUUCCAGCAGUGAAAGCUUGAAGUUCAUUUACAGAUACGCUAUUACGUAAAACACAAUGCGCUUCACGCUUUUAACUUCCCUGUCAUUGGCAAUUGGUGCUGUGCCAGCUUUUGCAGCCGAAUUCACGUACGAAAACCAGACCGCCUGGUCGGAUAUCUCCCCAACCUGUGGUAUUGGAGCUCGCCAGUCUCCAAUUGAUAUUGUAACAGCUGAUGCUGUCUACAAUGAAGUUGCCCGGGACUUCGUUUAUACUAAUCCAAGCCUUGUGUUCGGCAUGAUAACUAAUAACGGACACACUAUUCAAUACACUUUAAACGACGCAUCUGCUGCUAAUACGUACGCGGAGGGAGUGCUUAGUGACAGUGAUAGUACCUUCAGUUUGAAACAACUGCAUUUUCACUGGGGUAUCACUGUUUCUAAUGGUUCUGAGCACUUGAUGGAUGGCAAGUCCUACCCACUUGAGGUACAUCUCGUACAUUUGAAUACUAAGUACGCAUCCAUUGACGAGGGAGCUGCUAAUGCUGAUGGUUUGGCUGUGAUCGGGUUGUUUUUCGAGGAAACAGCUGAUGAGAGUAUGGGCACCUCUGCAUUGGCCGCUAUCGCCGAGUAUGCGAAAACAAACAAUUCUGUUGAGUUCAUGGAUGGUGCGACAACAGAGAAGAUCCCAUUGAACCUCGAUAUACUCGUCAACCAGUCGCAGAUUUUGACUACCAAGCGGUUCUAUACAUACGAAGGGUCCCUUACCACUCCUGGAUGCAAUGAAGCGGUUCAGUGGAUUAUCGCUGAGGGCGUGGGUAAGGUGUCUACAUCAACCAUGGAUGCCAUCCGCAUGGCAAAGCACACUACAGAUCCAAGGAGAGAUACAGACGGCAUUGCACCGAAUUUUCGGGAUACGCAAGCCUUGAAUGGAAGAGUUGUAACGUCAUCAUUUGACGUAGAUGGCAAUGGUAGUACAAUCAAUAGUGUUGGACCUGCGACGUGGCUCAUAGCUGUCAUCGCCGCACUGACGGCGAUGGUUGCAUAGGACAUUCCUGAUAUCUUCCAAAGUCGCCGAUGCACAACCCAAUGCCACUGGUUUGGCGGAGCUAUAUUUGUAUUAAUUGUGUAGUAGUAUCACAGGUCGAAUACAUUUUAUUGCAUAUACAGUUUACAGCAGGUAAUUUACUUUACAACCAAGCACUUAAAUUGUUUGCACAUACAGUAAUUGGACUGGUUGGACAACAAAUAAACAGACCACAGUGUGGAAACCCAAACAAAGGUACUCACGAUUAGCUGGUUCAACUUUUUAAAAUAUCAUUACCUGGUACAGUAGGAAAUAUCUGCUUUCAAAAAUAAAGGUGGAC